CUAGCAUUCCAAGUUUCCCUGUGCCUUCUCCAGGUGCCCGGCGUGGUGAGGUACAUCCACCAGUGGCUCAUGGCCAAUGAGGCUGCUGAGCACAGGAUGGAUUGGGCCCUGAUGCAAGUGGCCGAGGCAGAGCCCGAUGAUGUGGCCAUCACUCUCCUGCGGGUGGCCCCAAUGUGUGACAGAGCUGCUAUGGCCAUGUGGACGACCAUCUUGCUCUCGCCCUGGAUUUCAGAGGAAGUGACACCGCUCCUCAUCAAUGUGGUGGGGAGCUGGCCGCAGAAAAACCUGGGCACCUCUGAUGGGGACAAGACGGCUGUCUUUUCCCUGACUGCAACUCUGGUGAUGUGGAAGAUCCUCCAGGGGCCCUGUUGCCCACAGAUCCUCACAGUCUAUUUCCCCCGCCUCUUUGUGCAUCUGCUCUUCCAAACGUACUUCAGUACUUUGUAUAUGACAGAGGACGUCCAUACCUUCUGGAAGGAAUGCCAGGAGCAACACGGCCUCUCCACCAGCCCCAACAGGUUUGCAGUGCAGACCCUGAAGGCCCUGCUCUGCAGUCUCCACUUGGAGCAUGUGGUGGUGGCAAUGGAACGCAAGCGUGGCUGGGACACGCUGCUCUGUGCUGACACCCACCACUAUGCCAUGGGUCUGCUGGCCAGGGUAAUGCGCCGUGCAUCCGCCCACUUGUGUAAAGGCAUCUUAAGCUACCUGCUUGAGGUGCUCAGCAAACCGUUGCCACACUGGGAUGUCUCUGCCAUGGCAUUCCUUGUGGAGCUCCUAGAUUGCCUGGACUUGAGUGACUGUGGUGACAGCCUAAUGGAGAUCUUGUAUAAGUACCUGUGGUACAAUUCCACAGAGAUGCAUCACCAGGUUCUCAGGGCUCUCCUCCUGCUAAAGGACCGUCCCUCCAUGGCCGAAAGAAUUCAGAGCCUGACAGGAAGACUAGUGCACCUCCUGUGGGACUUGGACAGUGACGUGGCCAGGAUGAGCACUGCUCUUCUGAGCCAUAUUUUCCUGAAAGAAGACAUCCCAAUAUCCUGGCGCAGGGCCCUGCAGCUGGCUGAGCCGCUCCUGAAACUCCUGGACAAUCCCCAUAGCCAGGUGCAGCUGCUCUCCAUGUUUCUCCUUCGAAGAGUGAUGUCUUCAGCAGAAGAAGAAGGAAGAAAGCCCCUGAAGGAACGAGUGUACCAGAGCCUGCUCCCACUCUUUUUCCACUGCCAAGAUGAGAAUCGGCAUGUGGCAGAGGCCUCUCGGACAACGCUCCUUCGCGCGGCUGACUUCCUGAAGAGGCCAGACCUGGAGAAAGCUGUGAGGAAGGAGAAGCUGUGGAAGUUUGCCAAGCUCGUGGUAAGGACAGCCUGGAAGUCCCAGCCUCAAGCUACAGAAGCCCCCUGGCCCCGGUGCUCAGUGUGUGGGGCUGGCAGCUGUGCCCCUGCCCACUGCUGCAGCCGGGGGCCGCACGGCUUCUUCUCCAGCCCCCUGUGGCCCCGA
Molecule: messenger RNA, 1488 nt
Organism: Cyanistes caeruleus (blue tit)
Lineage: Eukaryota; Metazoa; Chordata; Aves; Passeriformes; Paridae
Source: RefSeq, a predicted model, not a curated record